AAGGCAUGGAAACUCUAUGCAUUCUUGGGAAGUGGUUCGGUAAGAAAAAGAAGGCGAUGAGUAGUAAUAUAGCAAAAAGAUGGAAACCUCUAAGCGGCCAGAAUCAUUGGGGAGAGCUUUUGGACCCUUUGGAUAUUGAUCUUCGCCGUUGUAUUAUUCACUAUGGAGAAAUGGCUCAGGCUACCUAUGACGCCUUCAACACCGAGAAGGCAUCCAAGUUUGCUGGAAGCAGCCUUUAUGGCAAGAAAGAUUUCUUCUCUAAAGUGAGUUUGGAGAAAGGCAAUCCUUACAGGUAUCAAGUGACAAAAUUCUUGUACGCGACAUCGCAAACCCAAGUUCCGGAAGCAUUCAUCUUGAAGUCAUUGUCGAGGGAAGCAUGGAGCAAAGAAUCGAACUGGAUAGGAUAUGUUGCUGUGGCCACGGACGAAGGGAAAGAUGUUUUGGGGAGGAGGGAUAUUGUGAUUGCUUGGAGAGGAACAGUGCAGACCCUGGAAUGGAUCAAUGAUCUUGAAUUCAACUUGGUUUCGCCAGAGAAAAUUUUUGGUCAUGAGCGUAGAGAUAUCAAGGUGCAUGAGGGCUGGUACUCCAUCUACACCUCGGAAGACUCACGUUCGCCCUAUAACAAAAGCAGUGCCAGAGACCAGGUUCUUAAUGAGGUUAGGAGACUAAUGGACCAAUUUAAGGACGAGGAAAUAAGCAUCACAGUGACCGGCCACAGCUUAGGUGCAGCGCUUGCAACUCUGAAUGCCAUCGACAUAGUCGCCAAUGGAUAUAACAGGCCCAAAAGCCAGUCGCGCAAGGCCUCUCCUGUUACAGCUUUUCUAUUUGCCAGUCCUCGAGUUGGCGACUCAGACUUCAAGAAGGCGUUUACAGGAUUCAAAGACCUUCGAGCCUUACGCGUCCAGAACGCCUUAGAUGUAGUCCCCAACUAUCCUUUGAUAGGUUAUUCGGAUGUAGGAGAAGAGUUGGCUAUUGAUAACCGUAAGUCCAAGUACUUGAAUAGUCCUGGAAACUUGUCAAGUUGGCAUAAUUUGGAAGGUUAUUUACAUGGGGUGGCUGGAACACAAGGGAGUAAAGGAGGGUUUGCUUUGGUGGUUGAUCGUGAUAUAGCCCUGGUAAACAAAUCAAUCGAUGGAUUAAAGGAUGAAUAUUUGGUGCCAGUGUCAUGGAAGAUUGAAAAGAACAAAGGUAUGGUUCAGCAGGAAGAUGGUUCUUGGAAGUUGAUGGAUCAUGAAGGUCAAGAUGAUGUUGAUCCAUGAUUGGCGUGCCUUGGUUUGAUAAUUAAGCUGUGCAACAUAAUUUAUAGCAUUAGGUAAUAAUCAAUGUAAUAGGAAUAAGGAAGUCAAUUGGUGUUUUAAGUGGGAAACAGGGAAUGAAUUUUUCUUUGUGAUUAUUUCUUUUUCUUUUCUUUUUUUUUUGUUGAAGUGUGUGAUUAGUUCUUUUUGUAACGUGCAUUACAUAUAUAAUGACAUAACUCUAUUUGUUACUCA
This is a messenger RNA of Theobroma umbraticum, 1490 nucleotides long. Its product is annotated as phospholipase A1-IIgamma-like. Gene Ontology annotation, biological process: lipid metabolic process. The record is from RefSeq and is a predicted model, not a curated record. NCBI's taxonomy places the organism in Eukaryota, Viridiplantae, Streptophyta, Magnoliopsida, Malvales, Malvaceae. Gene Ontology annotation, molecular function: glycerophospholipid phospholipase A1 activity.